Messenger RNA from Trichoderma gamsii, 1320 nucleotides. RefSeq lists its product as hypothetical. Gene Ontology annotation, cellular component: nucleolus. Bases 1 to 1320 code for a protein of 439 amino acids. NCBI's taxonomy places the organism in Eukaryota, Fungi, Ascomycota, Sordariomycetes, Hypocreales, Hypocreaceae. Gene Ontology annotation, biological process: ribosomal large subunit assembly; rRNA processing. The transcript is spliced from 2 exons. The record is from RefSeq and is a predicted model, not a curated record. Gene Ontology annotation, molecular function: 5S rRNA binding.
AUGCCGGUUCUUCGCUCAGCUACGGCUGGCUCUGGCGAAGCCCCCAAGCAAUUCAACCAGCCAUCCAGGAAAGGAAAGAAGGCAUGGAGGAAGAACGUGGACGUUACAGAGGUCGAGGACGGCCUUCGAGAGCUGAAUGAUGAGAUUAUUCGAGGUGGUGUCAUUCGAGAAAAGGCAUCCGAAGAUCUCUUCGUCCUCGACAUAGCAGGCGACUCCAAGAUCCCCCAGAAAUUCCCCAAGCACGUCAAGAAGGGUCUCAAGGCCGACGAGAUCAUCAACAAGCGCUCGGCCGUGCCGGCAGUCCCCAUGCGAAAGCGUCCCGGCGACAAGAUUACCGACGGAGUCAUCGCAGCCAAGCGCCCGCGCACGGAUUGGGUCUCUCACAAGGAAUUGGCUCGCCUAAGAAGAGUUGCCGACGGGCAUCACGAGAAUACCGUGGCUGUCAAAGACGCCACCUUUGAUCUGUGGGAUGCCCCCGCUGAGGUGACACAGGAUCCUACCGACUUUUUGCCUGAAAAGGUCGAGGCCAAGGUCCCCAAGUCUAUGAAGCAGCAGCCUCUUUCGCUCCUCGCCCAUGGAAAACAACUUCCCGCGGUGCUGAAGCCUACAGGCGGAUACAGCUACAACCCGUCUUUCCCCGAAUAUGAGAAGCGACUCGCAGAGGAGAGCGCCAAGGCCAUCGAGGCCGAGCAGAAGCGCCUCGAAGCAGAGGCCGCCGAGGCCGCGAAGCUCGAAGCCGCAGCUAGGUCAGCCGCCGAAGCAGAUGCCGCCGAGGAGCGAGCCAACAUGUCAGAGUGGGAGGAAGACUCCGAGUGGGAGGGCUUCCAAUCCGGCGUGGACGAAAGGCCCAGCGCGAAGCAGCCCAAGCGCAAGACGCAGGCUCAGCGGAAUCGCAUCAAGCGCAGAAAGGAAGAGGAGCAGCAGUCGAAGCACAAGGCUAACAUGAAGACCCGCCGGGCGCAGGAGCAGCGCAUCAAGGAGAUUGCCGCAGAGGUUGAGGAGAAAGAGAAGCAAAAGGCCCUCAUUCUGGCUCAGGCCGCUGAAGACGAGUCAGACGCCGACAGCGAGAUUGGAGAGGAAAAGCUGCGAAGAAAGCGGAUUGGCAAGUACAAGCUCCCGGAAAAGGAUCUGGAGCUUGUUCUGCCAGAUGAGCUGCAGGAGUCUUUGCGACUGCUCAAGCCGGAGGGCAACCUGCUCAAGGACAGAUACAGAAGCAUGCUGCUUAGAGGAAAGGUGGAGAGCCGAAGACACAUUCCCUUUAAGAAGCAGGCCAGGAAGAAGGUUACAGAGAAGUGGACGCACAAAGACUUUGUUUUAUAG